UAACGAUGUUAUUGUAUGCCAGCUAAAAAGAUGUCAUCCCACUCAAAUACUCAUCAAAAUACAAAGUACAAAAGACAACACUGCUCAUUAUUCCCACCAGAAUUAGAGAUUCAAAUCAACUUCCGUAGUAAGAUCGAUAUGGAAAUGAUAUUGAUCUCUAUCUGCUUAUCAACCUUGGUAGCCUUUCUCUACCUAAAACCGUUUCUUAAGCGAAGAACCACCACCAACCUUAACCCACCACCGUCUCCUUGGCGGCUUCCAGUGUUAGGAAAUCUACAUCAGCUCAGUCUCCAUCCUCACCGCUCUCUCGGUUCCCUCAGCCUCCGCUAUGGGCCACUCAUGCUCCUUCAUUUCGGCCGUGUUCCCAUCCUUGUAGUCUCCUCCGCCGAUACAGCUCAUGACGUAAUGAAAACACACGAUUUAAAGGUCUCUAACCGCCCAAAAACAAAGGUGAUAGACAAACUUUUUAAUGGUGGGACAGAUGUUGCCUUUUCUCCUUAUGGAGAAUAUUGGAGGCAGAUGAAGAGUAUCUGCGUUUUGAAUCUCCUUACCAAAAAAACAAUUCGAUCCUUUGAGAAUAUAAGGGAAGAAGAGAUCAAUAUAAUGUUGGACAAGCUUGAGAAAGCGAGUUCUUCAUCUUCACGGGUAAACCUAAGCGAACUCCUCACCACUCUCACAAACGAUGUAAUAACUAGAAUUGUCUUGGGAAGAAAAUAUAGUAGUGAGGAAGGUGGAAACAAUUCCAAGAACAUAGUGAGGAGAUUCAUGGAGCUCUUAGGUGCUUUCCCUCUCGGGGAAUACGUUCCUAGUUUGGCAUGGAUAGAUAGGAUCCGAGGUCAGGAUAAGAAAGUGGAGGAAAUUCAUAACGAGAUUGAUGGUUUUCUGGAAAAGGUGGUGCAAGAACAUGUCGAUGCCGAUGAACCUAAGUCAGAUUUUGUUGAUAUAUUGCUAUCUACUCAAAGAGAUAAGACGACAACGUUCGAGCUUGACAGAAGUGGUUUAAAAAUUAUUGUCUUGGAUAUGUUGCUUGGAGGGUCGUCGACAACUUUUACAUUAGUAGAAUGGACAAUGACAGAGCUCAUGAGACAUCCGGAGUGUAUGAAAAAACUCCAAGAUGAGAUACGUUCUGUUUCGAUGGAUAAUUUAUAUGUAUCGGAGAAAGAAGUUGAGAAAAUGAACUAUUUAAAUAUGGUGAUCAAGGAGGUGCUUCGGUUACAUCCCCCCACCCCACUAAUUCCACGGAUGCUGACUGAAAAUGUCAAAUUAAAUGAAUAUGACAUAGCUGCAGGAACACAUGUGAUAAUCAAUUUAUGGGCAAUCCAACGAGACAGUGUAACUUGGGGACUGGAUGCAGAAGAAUUUAAGCCAGAGAGGCAUUUAGAUUCAAACUUGAAUUUUGAAGGACAAAACUUUAACUUCAUCCCAUUUGGAUCGGGGAGAAGGCUUUGUCCUGGAAGCAGAUUGGCACUGGCCAUGGCUGAGGUAACACUGGCCAACCUUGUGAACCGGUUCGAUUGGAGAGUCGAGGCUAAUCCACUAGGAGAUGAUCUACUUGAAGCAACUGGCCUAGAUGUUUGCCGCAAGUUCCCUCUUAUUGUCUUCCCAUCUUCAAACUCAACAUGAAUGGAUUUAGUGACUGUAAAAGUUUUAGACUUAUCACUCAUUUGCCCACUAAUUGUAUGCAUGCUUUUGCAAUGCUUGUCAUUGUCUGUUUCAUGCUUUUUUACAUCAUUUUUUUUUUUGUAUAAUUGCGUCAACACAAUUUUCUUACGACUUGUAUUUGUCAACGCGAUGCCACGGUCUAAAUCCCACAACAGAGGAUGCAUAUAGGC
This is a messenger RNA of Eruca vesicaria subsp. sativa (arugula), 1832 nucleotides long. NCBI's taxonomy places the organism in Eukaryota, Viridiplantae, Streptophyta, Magnoliopsida, Brassicales, Brassicaceae. The record is from the annotation of a GenBank genome assembly.